Messenger RNA from Tachysurus fulvidraco (yellow catfish), 2143 nucleotides. RefSeq lists its product as uncharacterized. Gene Ontology annotation, cellular component: extracellular region. NCBI's taxonomy places the organism in Eukaryota, Metazoa, Chordata, Actinopteri, Siluriformes, Bagridae. Gene Ontology annotation, biological process: bone remodeling. The coding region runs from base 133 to 873 and encodes 246 amino acids. The record is from RefSeq and is a predicted model, not a curated record. The transcript has 2 exons.
CUGAAUUAAUAUUAACCUAGUGUUCGUUACAGUUGAACUACCUCUCAUAUUUGUAUAUUUUGCUAUUUGUAAGCCCCAUUUCUAACUCAAUAAUCUAUUAAACUGAAAUUAAUCCAUAAAUGACUGGUGAGCAUGUUUGCUCAGCCCAGCCAGCCUCCCCCCAACUCAUUCUCUACUCCAUCUUCUACAACUGGCUCACCAUCUAAGGAAUCCUAUAUCAGUUUUCGAGCAUCAAUGAAACCAGGCAAGAUCAAUUUGGUAAACCUGCUCCUCCUGAUGGUGACUUCCCCUCUCCACCUCCAGACUCUGAGCUCCAGGAAAGACAGGAGAAAUGGCAUGUCCACAGAGUUUGGGAGCUGUCUGGGGAGGAAAUACUCUAGGGAAUGUUUUAGGUGGUGCAAGAGGAGACAUUGGCAACUGUUGAAGAAGUGGAGGAGAGAAACACACAGGAGGUGGCGGUGGAGGAGGCUCCUCCUCUUGGCUAAAUAUGCAAUAGUUUAUGGUGCAUGUUGUAUAUGUUUCUACAUAAACAUACAGCUAAUUCUCUUCACAGGAUGGCCUGUUAUGUUGAAUAUCAAUCUUGCUGCAGACACUGCGAUAUCAGCAUCUAUUGCUGAAAUGAAUGAAAGAUCUCUCGCCUUCAGCCUGUACAGGGCAACUUACAAGGAUGUUAUUCAGAUCAAGCAAGUGGAUUUCAAUACUUAUGACCUCAUCAUUAACUUUGGUAUAAGGGAGACAAUGUGUCUUAAACCUCUGACAGUAUCCCUAGACAGAUGUCAGUUCAAGUGGGGACUCUCCAAGGUAAAACAUAAAACCUACUUCUCUUUCACUGCAGUUAUAAGAAUCAACACAAACGAAGUGAUCCCCAUGUGAUAUUCUCUCUGUCUCUUUCUGUCUCUCUAGCCUGUGCACAGGUGUAGUAGUUAUGUCCGUGUUUCAGGUGGGGUCAUUUCUCUAAUGGGGAUGAGCUGUAGUGUGCAUGCAGUAAGCUCCAGCAGUGAAGAGCUGUAACUGCAGUAAGACAUGCUGUGAUCAGACGGAUCUCUGAAAUGAAAGUGAGAAAUACAACAAACAGCUGCAAAAUUCACAAUUCUUCUGUGAAUGUUCUUGUUUGCAUAUACCAUAGGGAAAAAUAAAGAUGACAAAGUAUACUUUAUAGCAACAAGACAUUUAGUAUGUUGGGUUUCAAAUGUCAUUUCACACGUAACAAAAUGGUACAAUCUUGUAGUUUAAAAUACUAGUAGUAAAAAUUAAAAUAAUGUCAGUUCCUAAGGUUGGAGCUCCCUCUCUUAGUAUGGUAGAAAUAGUCCCUAAUUACCUGAACACCCACACUAUGAUUUUAUUAGUGACUCCAAACUCUUGUGUCUACAUUUUUUUAACCCAGGAAUCAGUAACUGAACCGAUGUUUGUGUUUAUUUAUCAUGUACGAUGAGUUUGGAAUCAGAUUUCCUAAAAAGCUGUUAAUGAAAAUAUAAAAUUGACAUGUUUGUUAUUGCUAACCAUUUAAAAUGCGGAUUCUCACAAGUACCAAAACAACAGACACGUGGAAGAAAACAGCACUGGCACAGCUUACUGCAUGAUUUACAUAUUUAUAUUGUUCAGUUUUUAUGUAACAUUUACUUCCCCAUUUAUCUUAUCUUGAGCACUCCUGACUUUAACAAUCAUUAUUAGCAAUGUGUAAUCUAAAUUCCCUCCUUAUUUACACCAAAAACAGAUAUAAAUUAUGUAAAUGAAUGGCUGUUUUAAAAUGAUAACAUCAUAAGAUUAGAUUUAGGCAAAAAAUUCUUGCUCUGUUCCAAAUGUUCCUUAAGUGUGCACCGGCUAAAGUGCUCUCAGCUUGAAUAAUCAAUGAAGUCAUUAAAAAGUGAAUUGAAUCACAGUUUAUUAUUUACCUUUACUUAAAGUAAAAUGCAGACUUGUUCCAGGCCACUGAUUUUACUGUGAUAGAGGGUAGAAAUUUGAACUAGGCCAUGCAUGCAAAAUAUUUUGUUUCUUGUAUUCUCUGGUAAAGAGAAAAAUAUAAAAACCGGACAUGAGAAGAACUUUGGUUCAGUACUAAAGAAGGGUGCGGUGAGAAAGACCAUUUCUUCCUGAUAGUCACAAAGCUAACAGAAGAUGUUAAAGUCAGGAAGAGCUGCGGUAU